AUGAAAAGGAAAAAUCCAGAAGAAAUACUCUCUGCAAUUAUUCAAAAAAUAGAAGAAGCCAAAACAGAUGGGGAGAUAUUCGACAACCUACAGCUGAACGUGCAGGAUACAAGCAGCGCAGACGCAGAGACGGGCGAGAGCACAAAAGAGUACUUGAAGAGACACUUCCAGGACAAGUACGGGCGCACUGUCUCUGGAGAGUACGUAACGAGUAUUGAUGUAGUUAUAACAAAAGAGGCCGCAGAGAUAGAGAUAAGGAAUGAAACAAUAUUUAUAUGCGGGCGAUACAGGAAGAACAAGAGAGGAAUAUCAAAUACGCCCAUGGUCUUUGGAGGAGGAAAGGUGCACCGUAGAAGAGGAGGCAAAGAGAGAGGCGGAAGCAAUAAAGAUGGAAAAGAUGGAAAAAAUAGGAAAAACAGUGCUAGAAACUGCAAUAGCGCUGAGAAAGGUCAAAAUGAUAAACACAUGGAAAAUGCUGGAGACUUCUCAAACGAUGCUAAUAAUACUAGCAGCCAUACUGCAUCCAGCAAUAGCAAAUCCACUUUUAAUGAUGGAAAUGCAGAAAUAAGUAGCAAUAAUACUAGUGGAAACAAUGAUCUUACUAGCUGCGAGGCGAGGAUGCCUGCUGUCUCUGACUGGAUGGAGCCAUUAAGAGCGUACUUCCGGGCAGAAAAAACUGUAUUUAUUUCUGGGGGCAGAGAAGACUACGAUGUCCGAAUGCUUGGGAAUGGAAGGCCGUUUUUGUGCAGGAUAGAGAACCCCUCCUGCAACCUCCCCAAGAGAGUGGGUGUUCUUAGCACGGUUAUAUCAGAGACAGGAGAUGCUGUGGAGGAGUACUCUGUUGUCUACAAACCUUUUGAAAUACCGUACGGUAUGAGCUCGGAAGUGGAGCUGAUUGAUAUGUAUUUGGUGGAUGGGUCUCGAGCCAUGAAAGACAUGAAGAUGAUAGAAGAGGAGCACUGCAAGGAGUACGGAGUGCUAGUGCACACAAAAGCAGCGCGGGAGACAGUUGAGCAGAAGAUUGCUUCCAGCUACUGGGAAGAAACUGAGGGAUACUAUGCUCUGAAAAGCCCCAACCUGCUGCUCGCGCAGAAGACACCGAUUAGAGUCAUGCACAGACGAGCCAACCUGACAAGAGAUAAGAUACUGCACACCUGUAAGAUACUAGUGGAUAAAGAGUCGUCAAAGGAAGGAACCGCCCUCCAAAUGGAAAUAAAGUCCUCUUCGGGCACCUACAUAAAAGAGUUUGUGAACGGAGACAUGGGGCGAACGUCUCCUUCAAUGUCAGAAAUAGUCGGAGAGUACUGCGAUGUAGUGGAGCUGGAUGUCCUGGGAAUUGAAGAUACUUUCCCCAGCUCUGAGUACAUACAUGCUCCAGUGCAUUUAAUUCUGCACAAAUGA
This is a messenger RNA of Nematocida minor, 1401 nucleotides long. Its product is annotated as tRNA pseudouridine synthase 10. The transcript has a single exon. Gene Ontology annotation, molecular function: pseudouridine synthase activity; RNA binding. Bases 1 to 1401 code for a protein of 466 amino acids. NCBI's taxonomy places the organism in Eukaryota, Fungi, Microsporidia. The record is from RefSeq and is a predicted model, not a curated record. Gene Ontology annotation, biological process: tRNA pseudouridine synthesis.